Mangifera indica (mango) is the source of this 718-nucleotide messenger RNA. Its product is annotated as ubiquitin-40S ribosomal protein S27a-like. Gene Ontology annotation, cellular component: nucleus; ribosome; cytoplasm. Bases 91 to 561 code for a protein of 156 amino acids. Gene Ontology annotation, biological process: protein ubiquitination; modification-dependent protein catabolic process; translation. The record is from RefSeq and is a predicted model, not a curated record. Gene Ontology annotation, molecular function: structural constituent of ribosome; ubiquitin protein ligase binding; protein tag activity. The transcript has a single exon. NCBI's taxonomy places the organism in Eukaryota, Viridiplantae, Streptophyta, Magnoliopsida, Sapindales, Anacardiaceae.
CCUACACAAACCCUAACCCUCCCCUUCAUCUUCCUUUAACAUUAUUGCCGUCCCGUAAUCCUCUCUCUGUAUCAAGAGGAGCGAAAGAAGAUGCAGAUCUUUGUGAAGACCCUAACGGGCAAGACCAUAACGUUGGAGGUGGAGUCUUCGGACACCAUCGACAACGUGAAGGCCAAGAUCCAAGACAAGGAAGGAAUCCCGCCGGACCAGCAAAGGCUAAUCUUCGCAGGGAAGCAGCUGGAGGAUGGACGUACGUUGGUCGACUACAACAUACAGAAGGAGUCAACUCUCCACCUGGUGCUUCGCCUUCGUGGUGGGGCCAAGAAGAGAAAGAAGAAGACAUACACUAAGCCCAAGAAGAUCAAGCACAAGAAGAAGAAGGUGAAGUUGGCCGUGUUGCAGUUUUACAAGGUGGAUGAUUCUGGAAAAGUGCAGCGUUUGAGGAAGGAGUGUCCAAAUGCUGAGUGUGGUGCAGGGACUUUUAUGGCCAAUCAUUUUGAUAGGCACUACUGUGGUAAGUGUGGUCUCACUUAUGUUUACCAGAAGGCUGGUGGUGAUUAAUCGCACUCAACCUACUUCAUCUUAGCGAGAUCCUUUAAUUUUAUAAAUAAAGUAAUCGUCGGACUUAAAUUUUGUUUCGGUUAAUCCUAAUUUUAGAUUUUGUUAUGGAUUAAUUACAUUGUUGUUGGCUUUUUAUAUAAGAAAUUUUAUUUUAUUA